Messenger RNA from Drosophila miranda, 9773 nucleotides. It is a transcript of the gene Dscam1, whose product is annotated as Down syndrome cell adhesion molecule-like protein Dscam2. The coding region runs from base 585 to 6770 and encodes 2061 amino acids. Gene Ontology annotation, cellular component: plasma membrane; axon. Lineage: Eukaryota; Metazoa; Arthropoda; Insecta; Diptera; Drosophilidae. Gene Ontology annotation, molecular function: cell-cell adhesion mediator activity. The record is from RefSeq and is a predicted model, not a curated record. The transcript has 26 exons. Gene Ontology annotation, biological process: homophilic cell-cell adhesion; dendrite self-avoidance; axon guidance.
GAUGCCACAGUCUUUUGUGGAAGGUGAACUCGAACGAACGGUCGACCGGGGAGUAACGUUUUGUCGGAGUUUUUGCGCGAGCGUGUGUCUGUAUUUCUGUGUAUGCGUGUACGUUGUUUUGGCUACGGUUUAUACGGUGCGCCCACUCACACCCCCGCAAACCGGUCCAAUCGGUGGUGGUUCCGUGUGCUUCAGACGCCCUCGUGUGUGUGUACCUUGGUGUGCGUGCAGAUUCUUCUUCUGCGCAAAAAGAGUGAAUAAUAGUAUGCAAAAGCGAUCAAUCGACCAAUCCGCCAAUUAAUUAACAAUAAAAAGAGCAGGGCAAAUCAAGUGCAGUAGCAGCAGCAGCAGGAGCAGCAGGCGUCUCUGUGGUUUUUUUUUGUGUGUGUGUGUGAGGCAGAUCUUGGACAGAGUCGCCACCCCCGUGGAUUAGUGGCACCCUGUUACCAAUUUUGCUGCACCACUCUCACUGUGUUGUGUGUGUGUCUGAAAAAACAAUCAAUUCUACAACAAUUUCAACAAUAAACGAUCAGUCCGAUACGCGUCCUUCACACAGAGAAGGAGACCACUCGCUGAGCGGAAAUAUGGCCCAUACUAUGGACAUGCCCAACGAACGGCUCAAAAGGCUAAUGCUGUACGCAGCUGUUGCCCUCAUCGCUUGUGGCAGUCAGACUUUGGCUGCCAAUCCACCAGAUGCCGACCAGAAGGGACCCGUCUUCCUCAAAGAGCCCACCAACCGCAUUGACUUCUCCAACUCCACCGGCGCCGAGAUCGAGUGCAAGGCCAGCGGCAACCCCAUGCCCGAGAUUAUCUGGAUACGCAGCGAUGGCACUGCCGUGGGCGAUGUUCCCGGUCUGCGCCAGAUCUCAUCCGACGGCAAGCUGGUCUUUCCGCCCUUCCGUGCUGAGGACUACCGCCAGGAGGUGCACGCCCAGGUCUACGCCUGCCUGGCCCGCAAUCAGUUCGGAUCCAUUAUAUCGCGGGAUGUCCAUGUGCGAGCCGUGGUGCCACAGUCCUACACCGUCAAUGUCAUGGACGAGUCCAUUCUGCGCGGCAAUAGCGCCAUAAUGAAGUGCCACAUACCCAGCUUCGUGGCCGAUUUCAUAGUCGUCGACUCGUGGGUGGAGGACGAGGAGCGUGAUAUAUAUCCGCAAGAAGAUAUCACAGCCAGCGAUGGCAAAUAUCUGGUACUGCCCUCUGGAGAACUGCAUAUCCGCGAAGUGGGACCCGAGGAUGGCUACAAGAGCUACCAGUGCCGCACCAAGCAUCGUCUGACUGGAGAGACACGACUGAGUGCCACCAAGGGUCGCCUGGUCAUCACAGAGCCCGUUGGCAGCGUCAGUCCCCAGUUGAGCGGCAAUGGGAAUCAGGAGCACAUAACACUCCUUCGUGUCCCAAUGAUGGGGAGCGUCACACUCAUGUGCCCGGCACAGGCCUAUCCAGUGCCAUUUUUUAGAUGGUACAAAUUCAUCGAGGGCACAACCCGCAAACAGGCCGUGGUGCUGAACGAUCGCGUGAAGCAGGUCUCUGGAACUCUCAUCAUCAAGGAUGCCGUCGUCGAGGACUCUGGGAAAUAUCUGUGCGUCGUCAACAACUCGGUGGGUGGCGAAAGCGUUGAGACCGUCCUAACCGUUACGGCCCCCCUGUCGGCGAAGAUCGAUCCACCCACACAGACCGUGGACUUUGGCAGACCGGCCGUGUUCACCUGCCAGUACACGGGUAAUCCCAUCAAGACCGUCAGCUGGAUGAAGGACGGCAAGGCCAUGGGACACAGCGAGCCCGUGCUGCGCAUCGAGUCGGUCAAGAAGGAGGACAAGGGCAUGUACCAGUGCUUUGUGCGCAACGACCAGGAGUCGGCCGAGGCUAGUGCCGAGCUGAAGCUCGGAGGCCGCUUCGAUCCCCCCGUCAUCCGGCAGGCCUUCCAGGAAGAGACCAUGGAACCGGGCCCCAGUGUGUUCCUCAAGUGUGUGGCCGGCGGCAAUCCCACGCCCGAAAUCUCCUGGGAGCUGGAUGGAAAGAAGAUCGCCAACAACGACCGCUACCAGGUCGGCCAGUACGUCACCGUCAACGGGGACGUGGUCUCCUAUCUGAACAUCACAUCGGUGCAUGCCAACGACGGCGGUCUCUACAAGUGCAUUGCCAAGAGCAAGGUGGGCGAGGCGGAGCACUCGGCCAAGCUGAAUGUCUACGGCCUGCCCUACAUCCGUCAGAUGGAGAAGAAGGCGAUCGUCGCGGGCGAGACCCUGAUUGUCACCUGUCCCGUUGCUGGCUAUCCCAUCGAUUCGAUUGUCUGGGAGCGUGACAACCGCGCCCUGCCCAUUAACCGCAAGCAGAAGGUCUUCCCCAAUGGAACGCUGAUCAUCGAGAACGUGGAACGCAACUCGGACCAGGCCACCUACACGUGCGUAGCCAAGAACCAGGAGGGUUACUCCGCGCGCGGCUCCCUGGAAGUCCAAGUCAUGGUCCCACCGCAGAUAGUGCCCUUUGACUUUGGGGAGGAGACCAUCAACAUGAACGACAUGGUCUCGGCCACCUGCACGGUCAACAAGGGCGAUACGCCCCUAGAGCUGCACUGGACAACGGCCCCGGAUCCCACGACCGGUGUGGGCCGGCUGAUGUCCAACGAUGGCAUCCUGAUCACCAAGACCACGCAGCGGAUCAGCAUGCUCAGCAUCGAGUCGGUGCAUGCCCGGCAUCGGGCCAACUACACCUGCGUGGCACGGAAUGCGGCCGGGGUCAUCUACCACACGGCAGAGCUGCGUGUCAACGUGCCACCAAGAUGGAUUCUUGAGCCCACCGACAAGGCCUUCGCCCAGGGAUCCGACGCCAAGGUGGAAUGCAAAGCCGAUGGAUUCCCCAAGCCCCAAGUAACCUGGAAGAAAGCAGUUGGCGACACACCCGGAGAGUACAAGGAUCUGAAGAAGAGCGACAACAUUCGGGUGGAGGAGGGAACCCUGCACGUGGACAACAUCCAGAAGACCAACGAGGGCUACUAUCUGUGCGAGGCCAUCAACGGCAUCGGCUCAGGUCUCUCCGCCGUGAUCAUGAUCAGCGUGCAGGCCCCACCAGAGUUCACGGAGAAGCUGCGCAACCAAACCGCCCGACGAGGCGAACCCGCCGUCCUGCAGUGCGAGGCCAAGGGCGAGAAGCCGAUCGGCAUCUUGUGGAACAUGAACAACAUGCGCCUGGACCCCAAGAACGACAACCGCUAUACGAUCCGUGAGGAGAUCCUCUCCACCGGCGUCAUGUCCAGCCUCUCCAUCAAGCGCACCGAACGCUCCGACUCUGCUCUGUUCACUUGUGUGGCCACCAAUGCCUUUGGAUCCGACGAUGCCAGCAUCAACAUGAUUGUCCAAGAGGUGCCCGAGAUGCCCUACGCCCUGAAGGUCCUCGACAAGUCCGGCAGAUCCGUGCAGCUGAGCUGGGCCCAGCCCUACGACGGAAACUCUCCCCUCAACCGCUACAUCAUCGAGUUCAAGCGCUCCCGCGCCUCCUGGAGCGAGAUCGAUCGCGUCAUGGUCCCCGGCCACACCACCGAAGCCCAGGUUCAGAAACUCAGCCCCGCCACCACCUACAACAUCCGCAUUGUGGCCGAGAACGUGAUUGGCACCUCGCAAUCAUCGGAGGCCGUCACCAUCAUCACCGCCGAGGAAGCUCCGUCUGGCAAGCCGCAAAACAUCAAAGUGGAGCCCGUGAACCAGACCACCAUGCGCGUGACCUGGAAGCCCCCACCACGCACCGAAUGGAACGGCGAGAUCCUGGGCUACUAUGUUGGGUACAAGCUAUCCAACACCAAUUCUUCGUACGUCUUCGAGACCAUUAACUUCAUCACCGAGGAGGGCAAGGAGCACAUCCUGGACCUGCAGAACCUGCGCGUCUACACCCAGUACUCGGUGGUCAUCCAGGCAUUCAACAAGAUCGGAGCAGGACCUUUGAGCGAAGAGGAGAAGCAGUUCACGGCCGAAGGCACACCGAGCCAGCCGCCCAGCGACACCUCCUGCACCACUCUCACCUCCCAGACCAUACGCGUUAGCUGGGUAAGCCCCCCCUUGGAGUCGGCCAAUGGCGUGAUCAAGACCUACAAGGUUGUAUAUGCCCCCAGCGAUGAGUGGUAUGAUGAGACCAAGCGACACUACAAGAAGACCGCCUCCUCCGACACCGUUCUGCAUGGCCUGAAGAAGUACACCAACUACACGAUGCAGGUGCUGGCCACCACAGCCGGAGGCGAUGGCGUUCGCAGCGCCCCCAUUCACUGCCAAACUGAACCAGAUGUUCCCGAAGCACCCACCGAUGUGAAGGCUCUGGUGAUGGGCAACGCUGCCAUCCUCGUCUCGUGGCGUCAACCGGCGCAGCCCAACGGCAUCAUCACCCAGUACACCGUCUACUCGAAGGCCGAGGGCGCCGAGACUGAGACGAAGACCCAGAAGGUGCCCCACUACCAAAUGAGCUUCGAGGCCAGCGAGCUGGAGAAGAACAAACCGUACGAGUUCUGGGUCACGGCCAGCACCACCAUCGGCGAGGGUCAGCAGUCCAAGAGCAUUGUGGCCAUGCCCAGCGACCAGGUGCCCGCCAAGAUUGCCUCCUUCGACGACACGUUCACCGCCACCUUCAAGGAAGACGCCAAGAUGCCCUGCCUGGCUGUCGGCGCCCCCCAGCCCGAGAUAACCUGGAAGAUCAAGGGCGUCGACUUCAGUGCCAACGAUCGCAUGCGCCUUCUGCCCGACGGCUCCCUGCUGAUUAAGUCCGUGAACCGUCAGGAUGCCGGAGACUACUCCUGCCAUGCCGAGAACUCCAUUGCCAAGGACUCCAUCACCCACAAGCUGAUUGUGCUGGCACCGCCCCAGUCACCCCAUGUCACCCUCUCGGCCACCACCACCGAUGCCCUGACCGUCAAGCUGAAGCCCCAUGAAGGAGACACCGCUCCCCUGCAUGGCUACACCUUGCACUACAAGCCAGAAUUCGGCGAAUGGGAAACUGCUGAGGUGUCUGUGGACUCGCAGAAGCACAACAUUGAGAGUCUCCUCUGCGGAUCCCGCUACCAGGUCUACGCCACAGGAUUCAACAACAUUGGUGCCGGCGAGGCGUCCGACAUUCUGAACACCCGCACCAAGGGCCAAAAGCCCAAGCUGCCAGAGAAGCCGCGCUUCAUUGAGGUCUCGUCCAACUCCGUCUCGCUGCACUUCAAGGCCUGGAAAGACGGCGGCUGCCCCAUGUCUCACUUCGUGGUUGAGAGCAAGAAACGCGAUCAAAUCGAAUGGAACCAGAUCUCGAACAACGUCAAGCCCGACAACAACUACGUGGUGCUCGACCUGGAGCCCGCCACCUGGUACAACCUCCGCAUCACUGCCCACAACUCUGCCGGCUUCACCGUGGCCGAAUACGACUUUGCCACUCUGACCGUGACCGGAGUCACCAUUGCCCCCCUGGACGAUGGCCUCGGCCAUGGCAAUGUCCACACCCGCAUCCGCCUGCCCGCCUGGAUGCCCGAGUGGCUGGACCUCAACUUCAUGGUGCCGCUGAUAGCCACCGUCGUGGUGGUUGCGGUGGGCAUCUGUGUGGUGUGCGUGGCCCUGUCCCGACGACGAGCCGACGACCUGCGCGGCGGCCAGAAGGAUGUCUAUUACGAUGUAGUUUACAAUCAGACAAUGGGACCCGGCGCCACCCUGGACAAGCGCCGCCCGGACCUGCGCGACGAGCUCGGCUACAUAGCGCCCCCCAACCGGAAGCUGCCCCCCGUGCCCGGAUCCAACUACAACACCUGCGACCGGAUUAAGCGAGGUACAGUCAUAAGCGGCCGCGGUGGCUUGCGCUCGAACCACUCCACGUGGGAUCCGCGUCGCCCCAACCUGUACGAGGAGCUGAAGGCCCCGCCAGUGCCCCUGCACGGCAAUCAAUAUGGUCAUGCCCACGGCAACGCUGAGUGCCACUACAGGCAUCCAGGCAUGGAAGAUGAAAUCUGCCCCUAUGCCACCUUCCACCUGCUCGGAUUCCGCGAGGAAAUGGAUCCCACCAAGGCCAUGAACUUCCAGACCUUCCCGCACCAGAACGGACACACUGGCCCCGUGCCCGGCCAUGCUGGCACCAUGCUGCCACCCGGACACCCAGGACAUGUGCACUCACGAUCGGGAUCUCAGUCGAUGCCUCGCGCCAAUCGCUACCAACGCAAGAACAGCCAGGGCGGACAGUCAUCGAUCUACACUCCAGCUCCUGAAUACGACGAUCCAGCCAACUGUGCCGAGGAGGAUCAAUAUCGUCGCUACACUCGCGUCAACUCUCAGGGCGGUAGCCUGUACUCUGGACCCGGACCCGAAUACGAUGAUCCAGCCAACUGUGCCCCCGAGGAGGAUCAGUAUGGCUCCCAGUACGGCGGCCCGUAUGGACAGCCCUACGAUCAUUACGGCUCUCGUGGAUCCAUGGGACGCCGCAGCGUUGGCUCUGCUCGCAAUCCUGGAAAUGGCUCGCCCGAGCCUCCACCACCGCCUCCACGCAACCAUGACAUGAGCAACUCCUCAUUCAACGACUCCAAGGAGAGCAACGAGAUCUCAGAGGCUGAGUGCGACCGCGAUCACGGACCACGCGGCAACUAUGGCGAAGACACCAAUGAGGCUGUGAAGCGAUCCCCCCAACCGAAAGAUCAGCGCACCACCGAAGAGAUGCGUAAACUGAUUGAAAGUCGUCGACAGUUAAACGAAGCCGGCCCAAAACAACUCCAACUCCAACAACAAGCAAAUGGCGCAGGAUUCACAGCCUACGAUACUAUGGCAGUGUAAUUUGUAAGCGACUCCCGCCAGCAGCGAUGGGCGUGGCAUUGUAGCUUAGUGGUUUUAGGUGCAUGAAGUGCGUGGGAGUUGAAUGACCCUCGGACCCAACACAACACAACAGAACACAACACACAGACAGACAUACAUACAUAAACGCAUCAUCAGCAUUUCGCAAUGAAAUCUAAGAAAUCGGAGAGAAAGUGAAUUAUACAGCGCAUAUAGAAUGUGCACGCAUACAAUUAUUCAACUACUCGUAUUUCAAGUAUUUAUAACGUAAAGAAAGUAAAUUUCAACAGCAUAUUUAUAGUGUCUAUGCCGUAAACCGUAAACCGUAAACCAAACAUACAUAAAGAUUACAUAUAUACAUCAUACAUAUAUAAAUACCUACUCUAAGUGUCUGCCGCAAAGGAAAGUACUACCAAUUAUACGAGAAGGCGUCGAGGAAGAAACUAAUGAAUCGAGAAAAACAUACUUACAUAUUCGCAUAUGAAUAUUUGGAACGGAACUAAUUUUUAAUAUUGUAUUUUAGUUUUAAGCGAGACCUACCAAAAUAUCAGCGAAAAGCAUCCUUGUGUGUACCGAGGAGGUGCACGUCGCACGCCACUCCUCUGCCAUCUACGCCAAGAGCAGACAACUCAUCCUUUGCCUAGCCUAAGUCAGAGUCAUAAUAUUAAUAUAUUUAGUCAUAUACGGAUUGUAUAAUUUCGCCUAUACGUUUGGUAAUUUGAACGAACAGCGCACAGUUUUGUUUUUUUUAUUUGUGUUGCGUUUUGCGUUGACUUGUGAUGAUUUUUAAUUUGUAGAAUUGUGUCAGUCAGUAGUUGUAUUCGUGUUCGUUUUCUUUUAAUCAUUAUUUAUACACACAGACAUGUACACACAUACAUUUGUACAUGUGUUAUUUUAACAUAGUUUUAUUCUGAUUUUAAAAUGCGCUUCCAAUAGAACAAAACGAAAACUGUUCAAUGCACAAAAUGCAGCCACAACAUUUUAAAUUGUAUAAUACAACGGAUCCCCAGGACGCCCACACAGACCGACCGACACCCACACUCAUGCACUCUCGCACGAUUUAUUUAGACCAAGAACGAUAUGAUAUAUACAGUUUUGCACAUCGGUUAUACGCAUUUGAAGCUUUAAGGGAAAUGGAAAUUGUUUAUGUCUGGCCAUUUCAAUUUCAUUUUCAUUCGCUCUACCCUAAGUUUCCUAGCUCGUAAGUUUUUAAAUAUAUGAUUUUAUUAUACAUUUUAAUUUGUAUUCUUUUAUUUAUUUGUUGCUUGGUUUUCCGCCACUUUUGCCCUGCAAAUCCGUGGAGCUACCCUCAAAACCACAAAGACUGAACUAUGCAAACUCAACACGAACCGAAACCAAAACCGGCGUAAUCCAAGUACUAGAAUAGCCGACACGAGAGUGCUGAACAGACCGAAGUAAUAAGAUCCGGAGUGGAUUUUAAUACGAAUAUACCCAGACUCUGUGCACAUCACGAACUGCAUUUACCUAAAUCGGGGAAAACGGGGAAACGACGGAAACAUUUAUAGGAAAUUUACAUUCUACUGUUAAGUUCGCUUCAUUUCAUUCGCUUUUAGUUCCCUCUCAAGCUAACCACACUCUAUAUCCACUCUUACCCAGACUACUCUACCAAUUUUAUAUAAAUAUACGAGUAUAUACAAAUACAUAUAUAUAUAAAUGUAGCGUUGUGAGAAAACAAAACCAAACAAACAAAGAGAAGAGAAGAGAAUAAAUCUUGCUUGUGUAUUAUGAGAACUUCAGAUAGAAUGUAUAACAAAUUUUUAUGGUAAACGAACUACAAAUAUUAAGUAGUGUUUAGUGGAAAACAAAAACAAAAGCAUUUAAUCGGUACAACAAAAAUGAUAAGGAAUCACAUACAAAUUUUCGACUAAUUCAAAUAGCAAGCAAUAAUCAGCGAUAAUCAGGUCGGACGACGUUGGAUUUCAGAAAUUGUAACGAAACGAAACCAGAUUUUAAGUACCCACAAAAUAAUUAGAAACUUUUCGGCAAAUCAAAAUCAAAACAAAAUCUAAUAAUUACACUUUUGGCAUUAAAAACGAAUUAAUUCAACAAAGCGGUUUGAGAUUAUAACAACUUAGGCUAAGUACAAAUACCAUUGCAUACAUACAUAUAUGUAUUAACGAUCACGAAAGUGUCAAGUCAUUUUUCAUACUAUACUCGUACCCGUACUCGUACUCGUGUCAUGCAUGCAUAAUCGAAUCAAAUCGAUCGCUUUUUGUGUUGCUUCAUUGCCAAAGGGAAUACGCGAGGGGUAUCCGUAUCCGCGGUAUCCAUUGAUUAAAGAAAAGGCUAUUUUUCAAUUAAACAUACAUACAUAUAUACAUAACUAAUUUUCUACUUAACUUUACAUAAAAUGCAUUAAUCAAAAUUUAACUUCCAUCGCAAAAACAAAAAACAAAACAACUAAAAGAAAGUUACGAGUAAAUGAAAAAGUCAAACACUCACACCAGACACAUAACCGACAUUCAACUUCAACGCACAUCAGACUCAACAUCCACAAGGACCUAAGCAGGAAGAAAAGACAUUGGAAGUAUAUGUAUUGUAUAUCCAAAUGGGACAAGACAAGCAGUUUGAAACGCAUUUAUACUAAUCACUCGCUCCUUCUUAGCAGAAAAAAAUAUUAUACGAAAUUAAGAGAAGAAUCAAUACCCCCAAGAGGCGAAAUUCGUAAUCAUUAAGCGCGGCAUUAUACUACAAAUAUGUGUAUUACUAAUUACAAUUACAAACGCAUACAUAUAUUAACUAUAUUAAAUAUCGAAUGUAUUGAAUUGACAACAAAAGAGACAUGCUUAGGGCGUAACCAUGGCCAGAACGAACCUGCUCUCUACGGGUGGUACGUGUGGUGGUAGCUGGUAGGUGGUAGGGUAGCCCUAUAAGUUUUCGAUCACACUUGCAUGCACAAAAUUUGUCAGUUUCCAGUUUCAGUGUCAUUCGAAUCAAACAGAAACGAAUUCAAAUUAAAUAAAUGCCAAUUUAUGUUGGAUAAAA